Messenger RNA from Mugil cephalus (flathead mullet), 1954 nucleotides. RefSeq names its product chaperonin containing TCP1, subunit 5 (epsilon) (gene cct5). Gene Ontology annotation, cellular component: chaperonin-containing T-complex. Gene Ontology annotation, biological process: protein folding. Bases 132 to 1757 code for a protein of 541 amino acids. The record is from RefSeq and is a predicted model, not a curated record. Lineage: Eukaryota; Metazoa; Chordata; Actinopteri; Mugiliformes; Mugilidae. Gene Ontology annotation, molecular function: ATP hydrolysis activity; ATP-dependent protein folding chaperone; ATP binding. The transcript has 11 exons.
CCCGUGGAUCCUUCCAGAAGUCGCCGCAGACCCGUGCGGCUUUCUGCUCAGCCACACUCCACAUUUCCAUCAUUUAAACUCAUUGUUUUACCCGUUUAAUACCUACCGAGUGUCACAAUACCUCAGUCAACAUGUCCAGUUUGGGGACACUGGCUUUUGAUGAAUAUGGAAGGCCUUUCAUCAUCAUUAAAGACCAGGAUAAGAAGACACGGUUAUCUGGGAUUGACGCGCUGAAGUCUCAUAUUAUGGCAGCCAAGGCGGUUGCUUCAACGCUUAGAACCUCUUUGGGACCAAAUGGUCUCGACAAGAUGAUGGUCGACAGAGAUGGAGAGGUCACUGUCACCAACGACGGAGCCACCAUUCUCAGCAUGAUGGAUGUGGACCACCAGAUUGCUAAGCUUAUGGUGGAGCUGUCCAAGUCCCAGGAUGAUGAGAUUGGUGAUGGAACCACUGGAGUUGUUGUGCUGGCUGGGGCUCUGCUUGAGCAGGCCGAGCAGCUGCUGGACCGAGGAAUCCACCCCAUCAGGAUCUCUGACGGUUAUGACCAGGCCGCGGCGAUCGCCAUCGAGCAGCUGGACAAAAUGGCAGAAACCUUCCCCUUUGAUCCCAACAACACAGAGCCGCUCAUCCAGACAGCCAUGACGACACUGGGGUCCAAAGUUAUCAACCGGUGCCACAGACAGAUGGCAGAAAUUGCAGUGAAUGCCAUCCUCACGGUGGCGGACAUGGAGAGGAAGGAUGUGGACUUUGAGCUCAUCAAGAUGGAGGGAAAGGUGGGAGGAAAGCUGGAGGACACACAGCUCAUCAAGGGAGUCGUCGUUGACAAGGAGUUCAGCCACCCCCAGAUGCCCAAGGUUCUGAAAGAUGUUAAAAUCGCCAUCCUCACCUGCCCAUUUGAGCCACCUAAGCCCAAGACCAAGCAUAAGUUGGACGUGACCUCUGUGGAGGACUACAAAGCUCUCCAGAAAUAUGAGAAAGACAAGUUUGAAGAGAUGAUCCAACAGGUCAAAAGCAACGGUGCUAACUUGGCCAUCUGCCAGUGGGGCUUUGAUGAUGAAGCCAACCACCUUCUCCUGCAGAAUGAGCUGCCUGCUGUGCGCUGGGUGGGAGGGCCCGAGAUUGAGCUGAUAGCAAUCGCCACAGGAGGGCGCAUCGUGCCGAGGUUCUCUGAGCUGACGCCAGCGAAGCUGGGCACAGCUGGAGUGGUGAAGGAGAUCUCGUUCGGCACCACCAAGGAUCACAUGCUCGUUAUCCAGGAGUGCAAAAACACCAGGGCCGUAACCAUUUUCAUCCGUGGAGGAAACAAAAUGAUCAUCGAAGAGGCGAAGCGUGCACUCCAUGAUGCUCUGUGCGUAAUCCGCAAUUUGGUCAAAGACAACCGCGUUGUGUAUGGAGGUGGAGCAUCGGAGAUCGCGUGCGCCCUGGCUGUUAACUUGGCUGCAGAUAAGUGCCCAUCAUUGGAACAGUAUGCCAUGAGGUCGUUUGCUGAUGCUCUUGAGGUGAUCCCAAUGGCACUGGCUGAAAAUAGCGGGCUGAACCCUAUCCAGACCAUGACAGAGGUCAGAGCCAAGCAAGUCAAAGAGAACAACCCCUUCCUUGGCAUCGACUGUUGCCACAACAACACCAAUGACAUGAAGCAGCAACAUGUGAUCGAGACCCUGAUUGGCAAAAAGCAGCAGAUCUCAUUGGCUACACAGGUAGUGAAGAUGAUCCUUAAGAUUGACGACAUCAGAAGCCCAGGAGAGACCGAGGACUGAAGCCCUCCUGAGCACCAGAAGGCUCGGGUGUGCGCUCCAACGCUCAAGAAUGUCUGAGCGGUUUCUUUUUGUGUUUUUUUUGGCACUUCUCCGAGCACCACACCCAAAACCGCACUGCGCAUUGCUAUUUAUCAUUUGAUACAAAUGUCAAGACGUUGUCGUAUCAAGGUCUCAAUUAAAAUGUUGCUCUGUCUAAC